This is a messenger RNA of Drosophila gunungcola (fruit fly), 1156 nucleotides long. Its product is annotated as mitochondrial E3 ubiquitin protein ligase 1-like. Bases 62 to 1099 code for a protein of 345 amino acids. The transcript has 4 exons. Gene Ontology annotation, biological process: organelle organization; protein ubiquitination. The record is from RefSeq and is a predicted model, not a curated record. Gene Ontology annotation, molecular function: ubiquitin-protein transferase activity. NCBI's taxonomy places the organism in Eukaryota, Metazoa, Arthropoda, Insecta, Diptera, Drosophilidae.
UUUGAUAUUUCAUACAACCCAGUACCCCAUUAAAUGCGAGUCAAAAUUAUUAAAAAACUUAAUGCAAAACUCCAAAAAUCAAGACAUGGAGUUCUUUAACGACUGCGUUGCAGUUGGUGUAGAUUUGAUAUUACUAGGAUUUUGUGUACGCGAGUAUGUAAACUGCAAACGAACAUUGCAGCUGCUAAGGCAGACAGCUCCCCAAUACAACAUCGAUGGGCAGCUAAAAUCGUUGGUGGAGAAGCAACCUGGAGGAAAGGUACCUUAUGCGGUAAUUCGGGGAAUGGUUACCCCCAUUGGAGAUCCAAGACCAACCCAAUAUUCCAAGGUUCCAAGUGCAAAUGGAUUUCAUCAAAUAGUUAAGCUGCAUGAGCACAGGAUUAUCCGGGGAAUCACUGGAUUAUGGAGGAAAAAUCACAUCUUGCUCCAUGAAUCCGCAAAGAAUAUGCCUUUUGAACUACGAAAUCAGCAAAAUGGAGUGCAAAUUGUGGAUGCUUUGGGAACAUCUUUUUGGGAUGUGGACAUGGUCUAUGAUAAUUUUGAACGUUCUUCUCUAUCGAUCUUUGAUCGCAUUUGUGGCUUCUUUUCCGGUGUUCCCCAAAGAGGUUUUCAAACCACCGAAGAGCUUUUGAGGGACGGAGGAUUUCUCACCGCCAUUGGAGAAUUGAAAUUGGAUGGUAACACUUUGAGGAUGCAACCUUCCCAGAAAGGACCUCUCCUCUUAACAACAGCCAGCAAAUUCACGAUUGUAAAGCGAUUAGAAAAAGCCAAUGGAGAAAAUAUUUUAAAGCUUUUUGUGUGCGGCACCAUUUCUGUCCUUCUAAUUGCUUUUAUUGCUAGCAAGAUUUACAAGAGGAAUAAAAAGAAGAUAGAGGAGUCCAAAAUACACAAUAGCCUGGAGAGGGAACGAAAUUUGGUUCGUCCUGUCAGUCUGAAGCAGGAUCAGCUUUGCGUAGUGUGCGGCACAAAUGCCAAAGAAAUCAUUCUACUGCCUUGUGGUCAUGUCUGCCUUUGCGAGAAUUGCUCCCAGAUGAUCUCCAUCACAUGUCCUGUUUGUCGUUGUAAUAUUGAAUCUAAGGCAGCCGCGUUCAUUGCCUAGAAAUCAGAGCAUCAAAUUAAUCAUGUUGUUUCUUUUCUCAUAUAAUGAUGUUUAAAA